UCAGUAUUGCGUGAUGCAGCAACAGAAGAAGAUUUGAUGCUUUACAGAACUCAGAUUUGCGAUGAGUUUUGAGUGGCCCUGGCAGUAUAAUUUCCCCCCGUUUUUCACACUACAGCCCAAUGUUGACACUCGACAGAAGCAGCUGGCGGCUUGGUGCUCGCUCGCGCUGUCCUACUGCAGACACCGAAAGCUGUACACGCUGGAUGUGCUCGAGGCCCAGGAGAGCCCGCUCUUCAACAACAAGAAAAUCGAAAGAAAGCUGUCAGUGGAGGCAAUCCAAGUUGUCUUUGAAGAACUGAGGAAAAAAGGGAACCUAGAAUGGUCAGACAAAAACAAAAGCCGCUGCCUGAUAAUGUGGCGACGGCCAGAGGAGUGGGGCAAGCUGAUCUACCAAUGGGUCUCUAAAAACGGCAUGGUGAACUCUGUCUUUACACUCUACGAGCUCGCAAAUGGUGACGACACAGAGAGCGAAGAGUUCCACGGGCUGGAGGAGGGGAUGCUUCUGCGUUCGCUGCAAGCGCUUCAAACGGACGGCAAGGCCGAGAUCAUCACCAUGGACGACGGGAAGGGCGUGAAGUUCUUUUGAGGCGCGAAACGAUGCGAAGCAAGAUGGCGUGCAAAGGGAGGACGGCUGUGGGG
Molecule: messenger RNA, 639 nt
Organism: Sardina pilchardus (European sardine)
Lineage: Eukaryota; Metazoa; Chordata; Actinopteri; Clupeiformes; Clupeidae
Gene: vps25
Product: vacuolar protein sorting 25 homolog
Exons: 6
Coding region: 62-586 (174 amino acids)
Biological process (GO): protein transport to vacuole involved in ubiquitin-dependent protein catabolic process via the multivesicular body sorting pathway
Cellular component (GO): ESCRT II complex
Molecular function (GO): structural molecule activity; protein homodimerization activity
Source: RefSeq, a predicted model, not a curated record